Molecule: messenger RNA, 2024 nt
Organism: Drosophila gunungcola (fruit fly)
Lineage: Eukaryota; Metazoa; Arthropoda; Insecta; Diptera; Drosophilidae
Gene: Vps45
Product: vacuolar protein sorting-associated protein 45
Exons: 3
Coding region: 97-1821 (574 amino acids)
Biological process (GO): vesicle-mediated transport; intracellular protein transport
Cellular component (GO): Golgi membrane
Source: RefSeq, a predicted model, not a curated record
UUAUCACAAAAGUAUCGAAAGCAGCACGUCUCUAUCCCAUCUGAUUGCGAAAAAAACAUAUUUUUUUUGGUUUUCGCAGUAAAUUAGUUGGCAAUAAUGAAUAUGAUAAGCGGCAUAAAGCUGUACAUUGAGAAAAUGUGCACCGAGUCGGGGCCAGGCAUGAAAAUUAUCCUGCUGGACAAGGAAACGACAAGUAUAAUUUCGAUGGCCUUUAGCCAGUCGGACAUGCUGCAGCGGGAGGUCUACCUGUUCGAACGCCUGGACUCCGGAAGGUCCAACGAGCGAUUAAAGUACCUAAAAUGCAUCGUCUUCAUCCGGCCCACCAAGCAGAACAUUCAGCUUCUGGCAAAUGAGCUGCGGAACCCCAAAUAUAGCGCCUACUACAUUUAUUUCAGCAACAUCAUUCCCCGCACGGACAUCAAGUAUUUGGCCGAGUGCGAUGAAUCAGAGUCGGUGCGGGAGGUGAAGGAACUGUAUGCGGACUUCCUCUGUGUCAACCCCAAUUUGUUCUCCUUGAGUAUACCCAACUGCAUGGCGAAUCUUAAUUGGCUGCCUGAUGCACUGACCCGCAGCAUGCAGGGUAUCACAGCGGUGCUUCUGUCCCUGAAACUGAACCCAGUCAUUCGGUACCGUGCCGGUUCCCAGGCAGCUCAGCUCCUGGCCAAGCUUAUCUACGAGCAGAUCACUAAGGAGUCGUCUCUGUUCGACUUUCGGUCCAACAUGGACGGCGCUGCUCCACCACUGCUGCUCGUGCUGGACCGCCGAGAUGACCCUGUGACGCCGCUGCUGCAUCAGUGGACCUAUCAGGCCAUGGUCCAUGAGCUGUUGCACAUCAAGAACAACCGGCUGGACCUCUCCAAUCGACCCAACGUACCGAAGGACUUCAAAGAGCUGGUGUUAUCCGGCGAUCAGGAUGAGUUCUACGGUAACAACAUGUACGCCAACUAUGGCGAAAUUGGGUCAACCAUCAAGCAACUGAUGGAGGAGUUCCAGCGCAAGGCCAACGACCACAAGAAGGUUGAGAGCAUAGCGGACAUGAAGAACUUCAUCGAGUCGUAUCCGCAGUUCAAGAAGAUGUCUGGCACCGUGCAGAAGCAUCUGUGUGUGAUUGGCGAACUAUCGGGGCUCAGCAACAAGCGGAAUCUGUUUGAGGUUUCCGAGCUGGAGCAAGAAAUCGCCUGUAAGGCGGAGCACUCGGCCCAACUGCAGCGCAUCAAAAAACUGAUUGCGGACGAACGGGUAUCUGUCGAGGAUGCUCUCAAACUGGUGGCCUUAUACGCGCUGCGAUACGAGCGACACGCCAACUGCGACACAUCUGGACUGUUGCAGAUCAUCAAAACGCGCGGGGGACGGGCGGCUGUUGUUCCCUCUCUGAUCGAGUAUGCUGGAACCCAUGUGCGUCAGGGGGAUCUGUUUAACAUGGUGCGGAUCACAGAUGCCGUAAAGCUGACCCGCAAUCUGAUCAAGGGCCUCAAGGGCGUGGAGAAUGUCUUCACCCAACACACGCCACUACUGAAGGAAACUCUCGAGGACGUCUUCAAGGGUCGCGAACUGGACCCCCUCUUCCCGGCCAUUAAUUCGGAGCUUGUGCCAUUCCGGCGACCACCCCAGGAGGUGGUGGUCUUCAUCAUUGGAGGAGCCACCUACGAGGAGGCCUUGGCCGUGCACCAGCUGAACAACGCCGGAUAUAGGGUGAUCCUUGGCGGCACCACCAUCCAUAACUCCCAGACAUUUAUCCAAGAGGUCCUGGCCGCUACUAGUGGCAUCCAAUUUAAGCACACCAAAUCCAUGAUCAAGUACUGUUCCACGGAUAACAUUUAAAACGUCUUGACUAGCCACAAUUAUAUUGUUAACUAUUUAUUAACUACAUAUGUAUGUCCCUAAUACAUUUACUAAUCGAUCCUGCAAAAGCAAGACUUGAGGAAACCGUAUAAAGGAAUUUAUAAUUAAGCUAAUUCCAGGCAUUAUACCCAUUGGACUAUGUUACCCUUAAGCGUAUUCCAUGUAAUAUAUUUGUAAACAUA